AUGACAUCUCUCGCAACCACUCUCGGCCUCCGGGCCGCUUCUGCUGGCGCAUUUGUUCCCAAUCAUGCGGCCGGUUACUUAGCUUUUAACUUUGCUUGGUCUUACCUUGCCUUGGCAUCCCGUCACCUCAAGCAGCUAUGGGGAAUUGACCACCAGAGCGCGCCGCGCGACGACAUUGCCAAGUACGGCGAGGCGGCCGUGCGGUCGGGCAAGAUCACCCAGAGCCAGCUCAACAUGCUGAAGCGCAACGAGGCCGCCUACGCCAACUCGGUGGAGAACUACACGCUCCUCGUCGGCGCCAUUGGCCUCGCCACGGCCGCCGGCGUGGCGCCCGAGGCCAUCAACCGGGCCGGUCUGGUCUACUCGAUUGCGCGCGUCGCCUAUGGCUUCUGGUACGUCUUGGUCGAGAACGACACGCUGGCGCUUGUCCGGGCCCUCUUUUGGUAUAUUGGCAACGGAAGCUGUCUAUAUCUGCUGUGGAAAGCUGGCGAGUUACUCACCAAGGCGGCUUGA
Molecule: messenger RNA, 513 nt
Organism: Pestalotiopsis fici W106-1
Lineage: Eukaryota; Fungi; Ascomycota; Sordariomycetes; Amphisphaeriales; Sporocadaceae
Exons: 2
Coding region: 1-513 (170 amino acids)
Cellular component (GO): membrane
Source: RefSeq, a predicted model, not a curated record